AUGCACCCCCAGUCCAAACCCCCCGCCGGCCCCAUGCCCCCCGACCAAGCCCCGGCACGAUCCCGCGAUUUGGCGAACUGGCCAACGCGCUGCAGUACUCACGCGCGCGCCGCUUCGCGUACCCGCUCCUCCUCGCCACCCCCGUCCCGCCCACAGCAGCCCACCAACUCCCCCCACCGCGCCAACUGGCGCCCUGGCCCCGACGGGCCACCACCGACGACCGCCCACCGUCCCGGACCGGGGGAGUUCCCACCGUGCGCGGGCGGGGUUACGGGGGCACCGGCGCGCCGGGGGCUGUCUCGCCACAGGGGCCCAUCCUCCAGGGCCCCCGCUGCCAGCUCCCCGCGCCCUCGGUACCGUCCACGCAACGCCACGCACACCCACGAUGGGCCUCCAUGCCCGAGCCCAGGAAGUCGAGUCCAGGUCGCCUCUACACAGACUCACCGACCAUAUUUGGGUGGUCAAAGUCCAUGCAGCAGUUAA
Messenger RNA from Penicillium paradoxum, 483 nucleotides. RefSeq lists its product as uncharacterized. The record is from RefSeq and is a predicted model, not a curated record. The transcript has a single exon. Lineage: Eukaryota; Fungi; Ascomycota; Eurotiomycetes; Eurotiales; Aspergillaceae. The coding region runs from base 1 to 483 and encodes 160 amino acids.